Molecule: messenger RNA, 1664 nt
Organism: Erythranthe guttata (spotted monkey flower)
Lineage: Eukaryota; Viridiplantae; Streptophyta; Magnoliopsida; Lamiales; Phrymaceae
Source: RefSeq, a predicted model, not a curated record
CAAAAAAAAAAAAAACAUUUAAUAUACAGACAGUUAGUGGCCCCCACACACUAGAUCGAUCUACUUCUGAAAUUCCAUAUCCAACAGCCCUCAUUUCACCUGCCCCACAAAUCUAAAUCUCCACCGUCCAUUCAGAUCCAAACUCCCCCUCUCUCAUCUCUCCCAAUUCACCCAAAAACACAGUCCCCCCAAUCCCACUCCAGAUUUCUGCCCAAUUGCAAAACCAAUUCACACACACUAAUCACCAUUACUACACACACACAUAGAUUUCCGCCCAAUUGCAUAAAAAUCCAAUCUUUCGAUUUAUUGUAAUGGUGGAGGCACAGUCUUGGACGACGAGAAGAGGCAGCAACCCGCGUUUCGAAUCCAACAGCGACCAGGUAUUGGAUAUUCCGGCGACCCCAACCGCCGAAAUCCGCCACCAGAGCCACCCGUCUCUGAUCUCCCCCACCGUGCUCACCGCCGCCAUUAUCGCAUCUUGGUACUUCUCCAACAUCGGCGUGCUCUUGCUGAACAAGUACCUCCUCAGCUUCUACGGGUACAGGUACCCAAUCUUCCUCACAAUGCUCCACAUGCUAUCCUGCGCCGCCUACAGCCUCUUCGCCAUUAAAUGGCUCGAGGUGGUCCCCUACCAGCAGAUACACAGCCGCCGCCAGUUUUUCAAGAUCCUUGCUUUGAGCGCAAUUUUCUGCUUCUCAGUUGUUUGUGGAAAUACCUCACUGAGGUACCUCCCCGUUUCUUUCAACCAAGCGAUCGGCGCCACCACCCCGUUCUUCACCGCCAUCUUCGCCUUCGUGAUUACGUGUAAGAAGGAAUCCGCCGAGGUUUAUUUAGCGCUCGUCCCCGUUGUUUUAGGCAUUGUUCUUGCUAGUAACAGUGAACCCUUAUUCCAUCUUUUUGGAUUCUUGGUCUGCGUCGGAUCGACGGCCGGGAGGGCGUUGAAAUCGGUGGUGCAGGGGCUUUUGUUAACCUCCGAAUCGGAGAAGUUGCACUCGAUGAAUCUGUUGCUGUACAUGGCUCCAUUGGCAGCCAUGAUUUUGCUGCCGUUUACUUUGUACAUCGAAGGGAAUGUGUUGGCUUUGACCGUCGAAAAAAGCAGGGGAGAUGGGUUCAUCGUGUUUCUAUUGAUCGGAAACGCGACGAUCGCUUAUUUGGUUAACUUGACGAAUUUCUUGGUCACGAAGCACACGAGCGCUCUGACAUUGCAAGUGUUGGGCAACGCCAAGGCGGCUGUGGCCGCCGUCGUGUCGGUGUUGAUAUUUAGGAAUCCGGUUACGGUUAUGGGUAUGAUGGGAUUUGCGGUUACUGUAACGGGAGUUGUUCUUUACAGCGAAGCGAAGAAGAGGUCUAAAGGCAUACCUCAUUGAUAAUAAUAAUAAUAACAAUUCUUGAUUUUCGACCGAUGGAGGUUCGUUCAUCUGAUUUUUGAAUGAAUUUAUUUUUGGGAUUUCGACGUUUCUAUUGUAUAGGAAGAUGGGGUUGAGCGAAAAAGAAUUCUGAGUUUUUUUUUUGGCUUUACGUUUCCGGGAACUGUCAUUUUUUGUAUGUUCUUUGAACAUAAUUGGGAAAUAUUUUACGACUCGAUUCUUUUGAUAUUGUUGCUUCGGUUUGUACAAUUGUCCUUCACACUACUUUCAAUGAACAUUUUUUUCUAUUGCAUGCAA